GAGAGCAAGGGCUACGACUUCGAGUCGGAGACGGACACGGAGAGCAUCGCCAAGCUGGUCAAGUACAUGUACGACAACCGGGACAGCGACGACAUCAGCUUCACCACGCUGGUGGAGAGGGUCAUCCAGCAGCUGGAAGGUGCUUUCGCCCUCGUGUUCAAAAGCGUUCAUUAUCCUGGCCAAGCGGUUGGUACCCGGCGAGGCAGCCCCCUGCUAAUAGGAGUGCGCAGCGAGCACAAGCUCUCCACCGACCACAUCCCGAUACUCUACCGGACGG
This is a messenger RNA of Pelecanus crispus (Dalmatian pelican), 277 nucleotides long. Lineage: Eukaryota; Metazoa; Chordata; Aves; Pelecaniformes; Pelecanidae. The record is from RefSeq and is a predicted model, not a curated record.